AUGCCAAACAAUACAGAAAAUGUUAGUGUUUUGUUUAUAAUGACAAUCGAUCCAACUAAGAUAUCAACUUCAAUCACUCCAUUUGCUAUGAUUGAUGAACAAACUGCUAUAACAUCAGAACAAGAAAUACUAUUUACAAUGCACACUGUUUUUCGUGUUGGUGAAAUUAAACAAAUGGCUGAGAAUAGUCGUCUUUGGGAAGUACAAUUGACUAUUACAGACGAGAGUGAUCCACAACUGGCUGCUCUUACUGAUCACGUCAAACAGGAGAUCUGCAGUGAAGGAUGGUAUCAAAUGGGCCAAUUAAUGCUCCAAGUGGGUCACUUCGCUCAAGCUGAGGAACUCUACAAGGAAUUACUCGCGAAUGCUUCUGAUGAUAGUGAUAGGGCAUAUGUCUAUCACCACAUCGGAUACUUGAAAGCCGGUCAAGGUGAAUACCAACAAGCCGCUACAUUCUACGAAAAAUCACUCGAAAUCAAGCGGAAAACGCUUCCAGAAGAUAAUGCUUCAUUAGCGCUCACUUAUAGUAACAUAGGUCUAGUGUAUAACAGCAUGAGUGACUACUCGAAAGCACUUGAAUUUUACGAAAAAUCAGCUAAAAUCUUUAAAAUAUCUCUGCCUGCGAAUCAUCCCGAUUUUGCUCAAUCCUACAACAAUAUCGGUGGAGUGUAUCACGAAAUGGGUGAUUACUCGAAAGCACUUGAAUUUUACGAAAAAUCAGCUGAAAUCUUUAAAAUAUCUCUGCCUGCGAAUCAUCCCGAUUUGGCUACUUCCUACAACAACAUCGGUAUGACGUAUGACGCAAUGGGAGAUUAUUCAAAAGCACUUGCCUAUCUAGAAAAAGCAUUUGGUAUUUUUCGAGAUUCAGUCCCUCCAACUCAUCCAAGUAUUGAAAUCGCGAUGGAUAAUAUAGAACAAGUGAAAAAGAAGCUGUAA
Rotaria socialis is the source of this 936-nucleotide messenger RNA. Lineage: Eukaryota; Metazoa; Rotifera; Eurotatoria; Philodinida; Philodinidae. The record is from the annotation of a GenBank genome assembly.